Cyphellophora attinorum is the source of this 4008-nucleotide messenger RNA. RefSeq lists its product as uncharacterized. Bases 1 to 4008 code for a protein of 1335 amino acids. NCBI's taxonomy places the organism in Eukaryota, Fungi, Ascomycota, Eurotiomycetes, Chaetothyriales, Cyphellophoraceae. Gene Ontology annotation, cellular component: nucleus; U2 snRNP. The transcript has 2 exons. The record is from RefSeq and is a predicted model, not a curated record. Gene Ontology annotation, molecular function: U2 snRNA binding; protein binding. Gene Ontology annotation, biological process: mRNA splicing, via spliceosome.
AUGGACGCGACAACGCCGCCGCCACCAGAGUUGAGGUCGCCACAACUUCAAGGACUAUUAUCACGAACACUUAGCUCGAGCCCAGCAACCAAGUGGAUUCUACCGGCGCGUCUUCGAUCACCAUCGAAGAAUGAUCUGGUAUUCGUCGGCGAAUCCAGCAUACAUCUUCGAGAAUUUAUUUCCACAGAUGAACCUUGCCUUGCGGAACCAUCGUGUAGCAUCAAUUUCGACAGUCAAAUACUGGCAGCCGAUGUCAUCUCGGCCAAUAUCAACAUAGUCGCCAUUUCCACAGAUGAGCAAAUUUUGCAGCAGAAGCAGACGGUCGAGGAGGAGAGCUACAGCAGCGAUGGACGACCGAUCAGAGAUGGAGAGCCGGCACAAGUCCUGGUGCUCAGCACUUCAAACGCAGAGCUCAUCUUCAUCUACGCUACCGAAGAUUUUGAUGGGACUGUCCGCUUCGUCCAUGCCACCAAGCCGCUUCUGACUGGGCCUGGCGUGCAAGACCAGCGUCUCCUGCACCUUGCUCACGACCAUGAAUCUCGAGCGCUCGCGGUCGCUCCGAACCGUGGGCUUUGCAUGAUCGGUUCACUGCCUUCUCUGGAUACCAUGAAAAAUGAGAUCGAUCAAUGGAGACCAGCUGGUACUGCCUUGAACAUCUUUCGGAAACAGCGUCUGCUCCAGGUUGACGGCGAGAUCGUACAGAUGGAUUUCAUCCACCCACUGAGGGAAGACAAAAGUAAAUUGAUGCUCGUACUUAUUGUUGCUAAGCAGGAUCGGACGUAUAUGGUGCUCUACCGAUGGGACGCUCAACAGCCGUUGCACCGCAUCAGGCCGAUGCGAUCGAGUGGUCAAGCAAUGCCUGAUUCGGACGCAAAGCCACUAAUGUUGAUCCCAUGCAAUGCCCCCGCUUCAUUCUUCCUUGUCACAAGGUCCGGCUUGGUUCUAUACGAUUGGAUCACGCACUCAGAAGCUAGGAGGACCGCACAUCCUCUCUCUGACCAGAAUGAGUUCCCAGAUGGCAAUCGAACCAAGAUGUGGACACAGUGGGCAAGACCACGGCGACAUGAAACACACAGACGGACCGCUGAUGAGAUCAUGCUGGUUCGUGAGGAUGGCCUGUUGCAUCUCUACGACAUUGAUGUGCAGCCCGCUCUCCGGGUCAAGCUGGCGUGGCCCUCAGGCAAGCUCGACAUCAAAAUGCAACAAGCAAUGUGUCUUCUACCAGCUCCUUUACACAUUGGAGGCGGAGACAUUCUCGUCGCUUGUGGUGAGAAUGCCGAUGGUGGAGUUUACCAUCUCAGAGCUAGGAAGCCGAAUCGUUGUGUCCAGCGCAUUGCCAACGUCACAUCCACGAACGACCUCCUGUUAUUCCCGCCGACCAGCAGCCGAGACACAAAUGUUGAUCGGAGAUCACGCAUCUUUGCUUGUGCCGGGGAUCAGCAAGGUAACGGAGGCUUGGUCGAAGUGUGCCACGGCAUCGAAGCGAACGUCAGAAUGGUGAUUCAGGACGACGAACUCAGAAGCAUUUUGCGCAUCUGGACUAUUCCAAAGAACAGCGAUGAAGUAUUGAUCCUCAGCGCACAUCCUUUGUACAGCAGCCUGAUAUCGCUCGACAUGUCAAAAAUGGAGCCGUUCGAGGAAACAGCAGAUACUUUGCCAGGAAUCGACUUGGAGGCGACGACGUUAGCAGCGGCCGCUAUGUCCGACGAUGUACUGGCUCAAGUCUCCACGAGCGGACUCAGAAUCGUCUCGACCUCUGGACGCCAUUCGCCGUUUCGAGACGAAAUGAGCACUACGAGUCUGAUAUGUGCUAGUAUCGAGCCACUGUCAGGCGCGCUGCUUGCCGCACAUCAGGAAGGAGAUGAGUACAUGAUCAGUACGUACAAGGUGGUGACCUCGCCCCAGCCACGUCUGGAGUCGUUGGCUAGCCCUUACUCAGUCCGUCAUCAACCCACAUGCGUGUGUAUCUCCCGCUUAGGGGAAGAGGUCAUCGCCCUAGCCGUGCAAGGAGACGGAGGCCGUCACCUCACUGGCAUGCGAAUAUCGUCAGCGGGAACGGUACACUUCACUGCCGAUUUGCUGGCCUUAUCGCCCGAGCUUGCACCUCUUUCCAUUGGCACUUCCGUUGGUCUACUUGUCUGCGGUUCUCGGAAUGGCUUUCUGUUGUGCUUAGAAGUCCGAAUAUCUCAGCAAUUGGAAGAAACUAGACUCAAGCCUGUGCUAAGCCGCCGUUUAGCUCGCACUUCCGUCAAUGUGUCAACGGACGAAUUCAGUCGACGCAGCGGCUGCGCUGACGCUGCCUUCGUUGCGUAUGGCUCGAUCCUCGAACGAUUGUCGCUCCAGGCCAAUGAUGCUGGCGCCGAUAUCGACCGUACAUACAUCACUGUGCAAAGUCGCGAUCGGUCCGACCACUCCUCCGUGUCCCCGGAGGUUCUCAACGCAGUUGGCCGAGUCCCUUCUGUGAGUUCUGACCAGAGUGAGUCAACUGCUGGUCUUUUGGUCUGCGCGACGUCAAAUAGUCUCACGACUUCGACACUCUCUCGAGCUCAAAAAGCAAUUUUCCGUCAUGUUCAAGUGCCAGGAGUCGCCAAGAAGGUCGUCUAUUCCAGGUUUCUGAAGUCGAUGGUCAUCGGCGUGAAUCCUGGCCCGGAUUCCAAAGACAAUACGAUGGUCGCACGCCCCAUGAUCUGCUAUGCCGCUCUGCAGGACGAGGAAGCAGACUGCGGGCCUAUCGACAAGAGCAAAGUUGUCGUACUGGGCACGGCCGACGAUCCCGAGGAGAAGAUCAGCGCCCUGACACACUAUUCUCCCGCCAAUGAGAGGCAUCACUUCGAGAUGACUCUCGUUGCAUUACAGUCCAGAGUCCGCAUUGACAAGAGCGACAAGUUCCGCAUCAACAGUCGCAUCGUCUGUAUCAGCGACAAGCAUGUCAAGAAAGCGGAUCCUUCACGCGGACCGAUCAAAGUCAGUAAUGUGAUGAACGUCAGCAAGAAACGGGUGACCGCUCUGUGUCCGAUCGGCCGAUCUGGUCUGCUCAUCGGAUCUAACAACGAGCUGUUGUUGCACAACUUGGACGUGGAGUCGAAAAAAUGGUCUACAAUCACACGGCACUCUCUGCCCUCACCAGCACGCCAGAUUCGCGUUCUGGGCUCAAUGAUCUACGUCGCCACCGAGAAACAUUCUCUGCUCAUUCUCAAAGAGCAUUCCAACACGCUCGGCAUACAGAAUUCCGACAUGAGGGCGCGCGCGAUAGCAGAUGUCCUGCCCCUGCACCGCCAACACGUCUUCAUUGCCGAUACUAGUCCCUAUGGCACUCGACUGACCGGAGUUGUGGAGGACCAGCAGGGUGCCACGCUGCAGCGAACAUUCGAGCUUCAUCUCCCGCAACGUAUCAACCGUCUGGAGCUCGACAGUCCUAUAGCAGCGCAGCUGACCCAAAGCAGCCGGCCUGCUAUCGUAGGAACUUCUAGCAGUGGCCACAUGUACCGAUUCACAUCCCUCAGCGCUCCGGAAUGGAUGCUGUGUCACUUCCUGAUCGGUCUCACCAAGCCAGGCAUGAGGAUAGGUGCAAAGACAAUUGGUCAAGAGCUGGAUUUUAGUCCACGGAUGGAGAAGACACAACGACUGGCAUUGCCGCCACAGAUGAUGGGCAUUGAUGGGGACUUGCUUGCCAGAAUACUUGAGGAUGGCCACAGGGGUAAAUUUGGGCUGAGAUCGGUACUUGGACUGGACGAGACUUCGAUCAAAGUAGAGAAAGAUGGGACUUAUAGCAACGGGCGGACAAAGGCAGACGAUGCGGACGAAGAUGUGGUCAUGAGCUCGUCAGAGGCUGCUAUGGACAUGACAGCACCAAUCACCGCGGCGCGGCAGAGCUCCGAGCCUGAUAAAGAAGUGAAGGAGAAGCUGCAAACGCUGCAGAAGCUACUGAGUAAGGUGACGGAUCGCGUGCAGCCAAGGGACAUUGUCGGUUCGACUAUGAUCUGGCUGAGGGAGUUGCUGCAGUCGUAG